AGGCUUCAUGUAAAUCCACAACAAGGAACUCGCCAUAUUCGUUCCCCUGUCGGCGCAGACGGCGCUCGCGGUUUGCGGUGAGGCACAGCGCUAGACGAGAGUCGAGAAGGCGGCUUUAUUAUCGCUGAUCGAGGAGGAGGAGGAGGAAGAAGGCCGUCCCGAUACAAACGCGGCAGUCGCUGGAUGCGGCAUGGCAGGCGCAGCGGGGGGCGGCAGGGCGCACUCGUUCAAGGCGGUGUUGCUGGGCGAGGGCUGCGUGGGAAAGACGUCUCUGGUGCUGCGCUACUGCGAGAACAAGUUCAAUGACAAGCACAUCACAACGCUACAGGCAUCCUUCUUGACCAAGAAACUGAAUAUCGCUGGGAAAAGAGUAAAUCUGGCCAUUUGGGACACGGCAGGCCAGGAACGCUUCCACGCACUUGGGCCUAUCUAUUACCGUGAUUCCAACGGAGCCAUUCUCGUGUAUGACAUCACGGAUGAGGACUCCUUUCAGAAGGUCAAAAACUGGGUAAAAGAAUUAAGGAAAAUGCUUGGAAACGACAUCUGUUUAUGUAUAGUAGGUAACAAGGUAGACCUUGAGAAAGACAGGCAUGUGUCCGUGGAGGAAGCUGAGGAGUACGCAACGUCAGUAGGAGCCAAGCACUUUCAUACAUCCGCCAAACAAAACAAGGGCAUCGAAGAGCUCUUUCUGGACCUUUGCAAAAGAAUGCUGGAGACGGCGCAGUCGGAGGAGAGUGCGAAAGGGAACGGCGCGUCCCGUGGCGGCAGCACGCGGCGCGGGGUGCAGAUCGUAGACGACGAGCCCCAGCAGCAAGGCUCCGGAGGCUGCUGCUCCUCCUGAGCCCGUCCCACACUCCUCCUCCUUCCUCAACAACCACCUCCACCACCAUUGGGCCCUUUUUACAACAACUUGGAAGUCGCUCCAUGCAUGUUCACCGACAGUGCUUGAACUGGCAAGCAAGCAUGAAUGCUCAUCCGUCGUUUAUCCGACGUGAAUCUCAAGUGUGGGGGGUGAUG
Molecule: messenger RNA, 1017 nt
Organism: Lethenteron reissneri (Far Eastern brook lamprey)
Lineage: Eukaryota; Metazoa; Chordata; Hyperoartia; Petromyzontiformes; Petromyzontidae
Product: ras-related protein Rab-21-like
Biological process (GO): Rab protein signal transduction
Molecular function (GO): GTPase activity; GTP binding
Source: RefSeq, a predicted model, not a curated record